Molecule: messenger RNA, 1993 nt
Organism: Zea mays
Lineage: Eukaryota; Viridiplantae; Streptophyta; Magnoliopsida; Poales; Poaceae
Product: probable auxin efflux carrier component 3b
Exons: 5
Biological process (GO): auxin export across the plasma membrane; auxin polar transport
Cellular component (GO): endoplasmic reticulum; plasma membrane
Molecular function (GO): auxin efflux transmembrane transporter activity
Source: RefSeq, a predicted model, not a curated record
CCUCCCGCUCCCUCUUGCGACACUCAAUAGUAUCGUCAGAUCGAGACAUCCCCGUCGAUCGACCGGACGCACCCGGCCGCCAUGAUCUCGUGGCACGACCUGUACACGGUGCUGUGCGCGGUGGUGCCGCUGUACGUGGCGAUGAUCCUGGCGUACGGCUCCGUGCAGUGGUGGGGCGUGCUGACGCCGGACCAGUGCUCCGGCAUCAACCGCUUCGUCGCCGUCUUCGCCGUGCCGCUCCUCUCCUUCCACUGCAUCUCCGCCAGCAACCCGUACGUGAUGAACCUCCGCUUCAUCGCCGCCGACACGCUGCAGAAGGUCCUCGUCCUCGCCGCGCUCGCCGUCUGGUCGCACCUCCCGCCCGCGCGCGGCUGCGGCGGCGGCACGAAGCUGCGGGAGCCGUUCGACUGGUCCAUCACGCUCUUCUCCCUGUCCACCCUGCCCAACACGCUCAUCAUGGGGAUACCGCUCGUCGUGGCCAUGUACGGGCGGUACUCGGGCGACCUCCUGGUGCAGGUGGUGGUGCUCCAGUGCAUCGUGUGGUACACGCUCCUGCUCGUCCUCUACGAGUUCCGCGCCGCGCGGGUGCUCAUCGCGGGGCAGUGCCCGGACGGCGCCGCGGCGCGCAUCGCCGACGUGCGCGUGGACCCGGACGUCGUGUCCCUGUGCGGCAGCCAGGCGGAGGCGGAGGCCGAGGUGGCGCCGGACGGCCGGGUGCGCCUCGUCGUGCGUCGGUCCACGUCGGCGUCGCGGCGGUCGCUGGCGACGCCGCGCCCGUCCAACCUGGCGGGCGUGGAGAUCUACUCGGUGAGCUCGUCGCGCAAUGCCACGCCCAGGGGGUCCAGCGGCAUCGCGCACGCGGACGCCAUCUGCGCCGCCGCGCCGCCGCCGCACGGCGCGUCGUCGCUGCGCAUGUCGAGCUUCGGCGCGGCGGACCUCUUCUCCCUGCACCCGACGCCGCGGCCGUCCAGCUUCGAGGAGCAGGCGGUGCGGGCCAGGUCUGCCGCCGCGGUGGCGCCCAGCAACGACCCCAGGGACGCGCACAUGUUCGAGUGGAGCUCCGGUGCGUCCGCGACGUCGGAGGUGCGCGGCUUGCCGGUGUUCCACGGCGGCGACAUCCACCGCGGCAUGGAUCCCCGCCGGCUCGUCCCCUCCGAGGCGCCUCCGAGAGGUCAGUGAUCCAUAAACGUGCAAGCACUGGUGUGAUGGUCGUCAGCGCCUGCACGCACCGUACGUACGCGGGUUCUGUUUGUUUCAGCGAUGCGGCCGGGGGAGCGCGUCGUUACGGGGUACCCGGCGGACGCCGGGCAGGACAUCGUUCUGGCCAAGCUGGAAUCCGGCUCGACGGAGGCCGAGCGGAAGGACGCCUGCGGAAGAGAUGGCGGCGCCGGAGAGCAGCAGGCGGCGGCGCCGGCCGGCGUGAUGAUGCGGCUGAUCGUGACGAUGGUAUGGCGGCGGCUGAUCCGCAACCCCAACACGUACGCCAGCGUCGUCGGCCUCACCUGGUCUCUCAUCUCGUUCCGAUUCCACUUCGCGAUGCCAGCCAUAGUGAAGAACUCCAUCACGAUACUCUCCGAUGCAGGGCUAGGCAUGGCCAUGUUUAGCUUAGGGCUCUUCAUGGCCUUGCAGCCCAAGAUCAUCGCCUGCGGGAACACCGUCGCGGCCGUCACCAUGGCAAUCCGCUUCUUCCUCGGCCCCGCCGUCAUGGCCGCCACGUCCGCCGCCGUCGGCCUCCGCGGCACGCUCCUGCGCGUCGCCGUCGUUCAGGCUGCUCUGCCGCAGGGGAUCGUGCCCUUCGUGUUCGCCAGAGAGUACAGCCUGCACGCCACCAUUCUUUCCACCGGGGUCAUAUUUGGCAUGCUAAUCGCUCUUCCCAUCGGCUUGGUCUACUACGUUGUUCUGGGACUACUGUGAACGGUGUCACUCCAACCGCGCCAAAAGCCAGCUGAAGCUGACAUGAUCAUCGGCCGGUGAUGGAUAACGGUGGUGCAUG